Molecule: messenger RNA, 2614 nt
Organism: Hyla sarda
Lineage: Eukaryota; Metazoa; Chordata; Amphibia; Anura; Hylidae
Gene: MATCAP1
Product: microtubule associated tyrosine carboxypeptidase 1
Exons: 7
Coding region: 565-1932 (455 amino acids)
Source: RefSeq, a predicted model, not a curated record
UAACAUAAUGUAAAGUGCCAGAAUCACUUGGAUAGGGGAAUGCAUUAUAAAAGGUAUGAGGAAGUACGGCUCGGGAGGGGUUAAAUGUCUGUGACUUCCCCGGAUUGAUUGACAGGUGUCUGCUGUCAUUGUAUGGCUGACGCUGCUCCGUACUGGGCAGUCUGUGGAUAGCGCAGCAGUAGUCGUCGUCUUCCGGUUAUGAUGCAGAACCGGUCCCUGCCGGGGCUGUGCUGUCAGUCAUGACUUACCCGGUACCGAGUUUCCCCGAAUAGACCGCACUCCACACAAGCUUUCACUCUUUAGCUGAGCACGUGUAAGACGACGUCACUGAUCUAGCUCCUCCCAUUAACGUCUAACGCCCAACGCCCAAACAAUAGUUCCACCCACUGAUAACAUAACGGGAAGGAACGGGCAGCCGGAUGUCACGUGUCUUCCUUACCGGCUAUUGUCCUAAGUUACUGGUAUUACUGGUUCCGUAACAAAAUGACGAAAAAGGCAGUCCCUAGGCUCAGGUUCUCCUCUCCAGCUGGAGUGUUCACCUUGUGGUACCUCUGACAGGGGAGAAUGGUGGUGGAUGCUGCUGGCCAGUCGUGUAACACAAUGUCAUCUACCUCUCCCAAGAAUAGUGAGGCACUGGCCAAGAAGAAGUCCUCACAGAUAAAUGGCUUCCAUGGGAACGCUUCUGGCUCCACUCAGCCUGGUCCUAGCAGACCCCUCAGUAGGAGCCUGUCGUCGGGUCCGAUGGCCCAGCGCAGGCUGUCAGGAUGUACAAUGUAUAUGGGCACAUGUAGCUGGAUGCGUCGCAGUGAAAGCACCUGCACCCUCAACAGCAGCGGCAGCUCUCGGGGUAGAAUGCGCCCAGCUGGGUCUCUGCCGUCCGUCAGUAAAGCUGCUGCUUCUGACAACAAGACUGUCAAGAGAUCUUCCUGCCUCCUUGUCGCUCUUCGACCCACUAAUGUGGAGCAGGAGAGAGAUAAGUUCUUCCUCUCCAACUAUAGCUACAAUCCACAGUUCCAAUACCAAGAGCCCAUGUCCCUCAGUGUGCUGGAGAAAUACAGUGAGGCAUCAAACCAGUUCCUGGUCCAGGCACUGAGAAUACUCAAGAUAGUCCUGGAUAAAUAUGGAAGUUAUGAAAACUUUGAGUCACUGACAGGAGGAAAUCUGCUCAGCAAGUGCCAGAUCUGGGCAUGUUGUCGGCGGUACAUGCAAAAAGAGAGUUGCAGUGGUGAGGUGGUGGUCCAACUUACAGAAGACUUACUGUCUCAGGCAGUUAUGACAAAUGAGAACAGCCGGCCUACACUAACCAUCAACUUACUAGGUGCAAGACAGCACUGGCUGGAGGGGAUGCUCCGACAUGAGAUAGGAACACAUUAUUUGCGAGGAGUAAAUGACGCCCAACAGUCCUGGCAUGGUUCGGAAAACCGCAGACAGUUUGGAUUAAAACCAGCCAACCCCACAGAAGAAGGCCUGGCCAGCCUGCACAGCGUGCUCUUCCGGAAACACCCAUACCUGUGGCGGGCCGCCCUCCUCUACUACACCAUCAGUCAUGCAGCUAACUGCAGCUUUUCAGUCUUGUUUAAUGAUCUGCAGCAGUUUGUAGAGGACCCUGCGGUGCGGUGGGAGUAUUGUGUACGAGCCAAAAGGGGCCAGAAAGACACAGGACAACCAGGUUGCUUCAGUAAAGAUCAAGUGUACCUAGAUGGCAUCAUACGCAUCUUGCGUCACCGGCACACCAUUGAUUUCUGUCUAUUAACUUCCCUGGGAAAGGUUGCCUUUGAGGACGUGGAGCGACUUCGUCCAUUUGCUCAACUGGAUAACAUUCGUCUUCCUCACUUCAUGCGGGACAUGGAGAAGUAUUAUCACCAUCUGGAUCACAUCAUGGAGAUGAACCAGCUGAGCGAUGAGGAGCUCCAAAGCCUGCUCCCAGACUGAGAUCUAGACACAUUCUUCCUGCCUGUUUAUAUAUUUAUUAAUUGGGGGAAAGCUGAACCUUUUAUAUACUGUAUCACACAAGCCUCACAUUUUAUAUUCUUAUUUUUUAUUUUAUUUGGUUUAAUCUUGUGUACAAAAUGGUGGAACGCGUGAAAGGUCUUGAGCUGAGCACUGUUCCCAACAAGAGGACAAGUGUGGAUCUCCAUAGUUUUGUAUGACACCUAGAUUGUCCUAAUUGCAUCAAUUUCUUGAAUGGUAAAGUUUUUUUUCUCAUUGACUUGGUCUGAUUCUUGUCUGUACUCACUGAGCUGGGGCUUAGCACAGCCAUCACUGGUUAUUGAUAUGUAUAAGACAUGAAGAAGAUGUAAUCUGAUUUUAUGGCAGACAGGAGGCUCAUAUUAUGCAAUACUUCUCCGUUGGCAGCAAAAGGUUAAAACAUAGCUAUCAAGAAAAAAAGUCAGUUAUGCAAAUCAGGUAGCAACUAGGUAGCACAAGUUAGCUAAGACAUGAGCAGGUAAAUAAUGUCCUCUUUCUUUGCUUUUCUGCAGCAAAAGAUAAGUCUUUGCAUUUAUGUAUAUAUCAUUAUUUUUUUAAUAUAUUUUUUCUUAUCCAUUUUUAUGUAUGUAUUGCCCUUUUAUUCUCUUCUUUAUAUAUCUAUUCUGUUAUACCUCAUAAAAUAUUC